This is a messenger RNA of Neocloeon triangulifer, 2765 nucleotides long. RefSeq names its product AN1-type zinc finger protein 6 (gene drn). The record is from RefSeq and is a predicted model, not a curated record. The coding region runs from base 318 to 923 and encodes 201 amino acids. Gene Ontology annotation, molecular function: DNA binding; zinc ion binding. The transcript is spliced from 4 exons. Lineage: Eukaryota; Metazoa; Arthropoda; Insecta; Ephemeroptera; Baetidae.
UCAGUCAGUUAGUUUUCCCCGUGGUGUGGCCCGAGCAGGUCCAGUCCUUAGCUGCCGUCGUCGCAGUUGGGACCACAUUUCGUGCAGUGCUCCGCGCUCAGUGCAGUUUAGUGAAAAUUGGUUUGGUGCGAAAAUACGGAAACCUCAACCUGUUGUUCUCCGACUUUCUAGACCAAGCUCUGCUGCUGUUUGACGGACGAGAGGCCACACACUCGGCGGAAGGCCCCGAUAGCUUGAGUGGUCGCGCGUGGCAGGGCCGGCAGGAGCGCCCUGACUGAGAGGUUGUUUGUUGUGCUGAUCGAAGCAGGAAGCAAGGGAUGGAGCGCGAAUCCGAGCAGAUGCAGGCGUCGCAGCCGACGCUGUGCCGCUCCGGCUGUGGUUUCUACGGCUCGGCGGCCACCGACAACAUGUGCUCGCUGUGCUACAAGAAGGAGCUCAAGAAGAAGCAGCAGCCGCCGCAGGACGCCCGUCCCGUCGUCCAAGCCAGCCCUCAGCAGCCCCCCUCCAACUUCAUCCCCAUGUCCAGUUCCUCGAGCAUGGAGACGGCGCAACCCACCAUCCCUGCCAUCCCCAACUCCCCCAGCGAACUCCUCCUCUCCAAAGAUCUGUGUGCCGAUCUCGAGGGAGCUGGGGCGAGCAGUUCCAGUAGCGUCGAAGGCGCCGACGUCGACUCGUCCAAACUGGCCGACGACUCAGGUUCGGACAAGGACUCAAAUGGAAAGACCAAGAAGAAGAACCGAUGUGUUACCUGCCGCAAGAAGGUUGGCCUCACAGGCUUCGAGUGCCGCUGCGGAGGUCUCUACUGCUCACUGCACCGGUACUCGGACAUGCACGAGUGUUCGUUUGACUACCGAGAGUUGGGUGCCCAGGAGAUCCGGCGCAACAACCCUGUCGUGGUCGGCGAGAAGAUCCAGAAGAUUUGAGAGGCUUCUCCUUUCUGUACCUUCUCGUGAUGGCCUUGAAAUAGACUGAAUUUGCCGCCGCCGCAUCAGGGAGUGAGCUGCUGGUUUUACUUUUUGCUUUGGUUCGUUCGUUAGUUCGUUUGAAAAAAAAUAAUAAGAAGAAUCGCGAAAUAAUAUUUGCAUGACACACACUUCUACACACACACACAUACACACUUUUAGAAGAGAAAUAAAUUAAAAGCAGACACUUGAGUUUGGUAAUUAAAUAAAUUCUUCUUCCACGUACACUCUCGGAACAGACACACACACAAUUUUAUCUUAUUAUUAUUAUAAAAAAAAGAAAGAAUCGAAUGCGGAAAAACAAACCUAUCUGUCCAUUACUGCUAAAAUGAAAAGAAAGGAAGAAAGGACGAAGGCUUCUCUCCCUCUUCACCAACAACCAACCAAUCAGCCAGCCAAGAUUAAAUGAACACUCGGAAUAUCAAAAGCAACGGGGUCAGCCGAAAAGUGAACACUUACUAAUAAUAAUAAUUGCGAGUAACUAAAUAUGAAUUGAUGAAUAAUUACACUUGUAAGCUGAAUUCUUCGUUUGUAGCGGAAGGAAGGAAAGAAAGAAAGACUUUGUUUGAUUGCUGUUUUUGUGGUUAUUACACAACACACGUUUAUGAUUAUCAUUACUCAGAUUAGCGCAAGUGGACGAUGUUAGUUUUUGGUGUUUCCAGCUGCUAAUGUUUCUUAUCCGGUUUUACUUUGUGCGUGUUGGUGUGAGUGAAGCGAAUAAGCGGGAGCUGCCCAAUGAGAAGCAGUUUCUCCUCGUCUCGAGUGCGAUAUUUCGACAACAAUAAUGGAUUUUUUUUUCUGAAUUUUCGUUUGACGCCUUGUUGGAGUGAAUACAAUAAAAUUUUGUUGUAAGCGAAACGGGCGAAAUGUGGCGCCUGCCUCUUUCCACUGUGCGUUUUCUCCAUUUUUGGCAUGGUGGGAGCGACGCCGCCCGUUUCGGUUUCCAUCUUCCUCUUUUGCUUGAUUCAAUUGUUAGUAGAAACAACUUAAAAUUUUUGCAUAUUGCUGAUCGGAAAAAAAAUCACUCUCUCGAGUAAUUAUUGUUCGUUAGGGGUCCUUAUUGUAGCUUGAAGUGUGAUUUAAAUCUAUUACGGUAUAAUUUAAUAAUGAAAGUGUAUCGUUUGUUAAAUAUUAUUUCGUAUAUCAUCUCUAAUUAUAUGCCGAUAUAGCCUGUCUUGUGUGUAAGAAAAGAAGUUGAUGGUUAUUAUCACGAAAAUCUUUCAUUUAGACAACGGCCGGCAGUUAUAUGCCGACCGGCCCGCUGCUACUUUUCUGCUUGCGAAUAAAAAACGUAUAUUUCUUCUCUAUCACAAUGAUAAAAAACCAACGUUUUAGAUUGAGAACGCGAAAUUUAUUGUGUACAUUGCUAUCCAAUCCAAUCGAUUAAUUACGUACUAUCGAAAUAGCGGGCAAGAAUUUCCCUCGGAUAUAAAACAAACAAACUACUUUGGGCUUGCUGUCCGGAUUCAAGUGAAUCCUCCUACUGUGAUUAAACAAUAAAAUGGAACAUGAAAUUAACAAAGAACAGAGGUCGAAAAUUCUUGCCCCGAGCUUUGUAUAAAACUUAACAUGAUUGUUGCGAGUAGUAAUGUAAAAACAGAACAGGCUGCACGAAUACAAGUUGCAUGUUUUUGCAUUAUAUCUUUCGUUCUUUGUUCACCUGAUGACGACAAUGUUCUUUAUAAUCCCCCCUUGGGUUAUUUUUCCUUUUAGUUUUGUGGUAUUUAACAAGAGCAAUGUUCUUUCAAAUUAUGCUGAUGUAUGUGAGGUCCCUUAUAUAAAUAAAAAAGUUAUAAAAAAUUA